AUGAUGCAUGUCUCUCCAGAAAUAUAUCUCCCUACUGAAAUUGUCCUCCACAUCGUCGGCAUCGUCGCGGCCGAUGAGUCCCGCCGCCAGGAGACUCUACAUGCCUGCUGCUUGGUAUCACGACAGUGGUACUCGGCGGCGAUCGCCCCGCUGUACGAAAAGCCUCAUGUCGGCACUGGAGUGGCCUUUGGGAAGUUCACGGACACAAUCAGCCCUCCGAUUGGGGCGCGCAAGAGCAAAUUGAACCUAGGCAGUCUGGUGCACCGGCUGGAUCUGAGCGGUCUCGUGCAUCACAGUUCAAACAGUCUGACCGCAAGACUGCUGGGUCGCGUCAAGGAGAACCUGGAAGUCUUCAUUGCGCCCAGAGUGUCCUUCUCAACAAACAGCCUCCCCGCAUUAUCCAAAUGCACCAACCUCCGAUCCCUCGACCUCUCGCUCGUCGGCGACCCCAUCCCGUUCACGAACCUCAAACAAGCCCUCAGCCGACUCCGCAAACUCAAUACCCUGCGCCUCCCGCAAUCCACCAGCCUCACAUCCGCCGAAUCCACCUCCCCCUCGACCACCGCCGUCGAAUGGCCUCCGGAAAUCACCCGCCUCCAACUCAGCGGACGCUUCAACCCCCUCACCAUCCCGACCUUCGCCUGGCCCGCCUCCCUCACCAGCCUCAGCCUCAAGAACUGCGCCGACCUCUCAGUCAGCAACCUCGGCAGCCUACUCAGCAGCCCCCACCUCAACCACAGCCUCCGGCGCUUUAGCAUCUCCGGCGCGAACCGCGGCCUGCAGCCAGAGUCCAUCAACGCGAUCCUCGCUUUCCUGCCGGGUCUGACCACCCUCAGCGUCCCCGGCGAUAUGGUCGAUGAUACCUUCUUCGAUAUCCUAUGUCAUAUGGCGCCGCCGGUGGCGCUGGAGGAGCUAGAGUUUGCGCAUCCGAGCCAGGACCCGAGCCUGGUGUUUUCGACCGAGGCAUUGAUCCGCGCCUUGGGGUGCGGAUUGAGAGAUCUGCGAGCUGUCGGGUUCGCGGAUAUUUUCUGUACAGAACAGCGCAUUAAUGAGGACGAGGAGCUCGAGGAGAUCUUGUUGAAGAGGGUGGCGGAGAGACCGGACCCGCCGGAACAUUGGAAAGAGGAUGAACAUCUGCUGCCCACGGGCAAAGACCCAUAUAUCCUACCAGCCUCCCGGGACAGCAGCGACGAGCAAGCCAGGAAAAAGGGCGAUGGGUAA
Messenger RNA from Aspergillus melleus, 1221 nucleotides. Its product is annotated as F-box domain protein. The transcript has 3 exons. Lineage: Eukaryota; Fungi; Ascomycota; Eurotiomycetes; Eurotiales; Aspergillaceae. The record is from RefSeq and is a predicted model, not a curated record. The coding region runs from base 1 to 1221 and encodes 406 amino acids.